Messenger RNA from Doryrhamphus excisus (bluestripe pipefish), 1133 nucleotides. NCBI's taxonomy places the organism in Eukaryota, Metazoa, Chordata, Actinopteri, Syngnathiformes, Syngnathidae. The record is from RefSeq and is a predicted model, not a curated record.
UAUUAUUUUUGCUUCAUGAAUGCCUUCCCGGAUUUCCAAAUGGCCAAAUCUUUCGAGCACAUCAAGAGACCCAUGAACGCCUUCAUGGUUUGGUCCAGGGGCCAAAGACGAAAGAUGGCUGAGGACAAUCCAAAGAUGCACAACUCUGAAAUCAGUAAGAGGCUCGGAGCCGAGUGGAAGCUACUCACCGAUGCGGAGAAGCGUCCUUACAUCGACGAGGCGAAGAGACUGCGGGCUCAGCAUAUGAGGGAACACCCGGACUACAAGUACAGACCCAGGCGCAAGCCCAAGACUCUUCUCCAGAGGGAGCGCCUCGUCUUCCCGCUGCCUCCAGUGGAGCACUUGAAGGGAUUCUCCGCGGACUCCUUUCUUCUGAAAGGGGAUAAAAGCGUACCUUUCCUGCAGGCGCCUUCUACCGCUACGUCGCUGCUGGAGAUCAGCACCGGAGCUGUCCAGCGGAUGACGGAGUUCCAGCACCCUCUGAGCGCUGCAGCUCGACACGCCUUCGGAUACCACACCGGAGGGGUCGGGGGGCUGGCUUGCCUCGGACAGCACACCCAAGUUUCACCCGGCAGCCCCUACGUGGUGCCGUGUAACUGUGGAGCCUGGUCUGCCGCCGGUCUGCAGCCUCAAGUGGCAUACAUACUCCUCCCGGGAGGGAUGAGCAAAGGCGGCAUGGACGGGUACUCAUCGCCGGGAUCCAGUGCGUAGUGGACACUCCAGAAGAGCGCACGGCUUGGCCACAAUCUGAGGUGGAAAUGCCAGAAAUAUGAACAUGUUUUCAAAUACCACAAAUGACAGUUUCACACAUGUCAAUCAAUUCAAGCAUCUCGAGACAAGGUGUGACAGAAUAUUGCAAAUAAAAGAACAGUAAGUGCCCACAAAUGUGUGACAAGUUACAUUCUUUGAUAUCAAUUAUUGUCCAAUACGUAUAUUUCAAUGUGAGACUGUAUCGUUAUUAUUGUUUUGAGUCAGUGUAGGUGUUCUUCAUCAUUUCACGAAAUGUCACAGGCAAUUGUGAUCAACUGGGUAAAGUUAGAAAAAUAUUAUAUUAUAUUCCAAACAAAUGUUUGUUCCAUAGCAAAUCAUACCCUUUUCCAACCGUGGCGACAGACAAACAGCUACAACCCAGC